This is a messenger RNA of Hymenoscyphus albidus, 2139 nucleotides long. The record is from the annotation of a GenBank genome assembly. NCBI's taxonomy places the organism in Eukaryota, Fungi, Ascomycota, Leotiomycetes, Helotiales, Helotiaceae.
AAGCAAAAUCCGGGGUUUGCGUGGGGCAGAGUUCAGGUCUGGUUGUGGAGAGGAAGAAUCAGUGCCAGGUUGGAAUGUUCAGGAGACAUGUGAAAGAGUCGGAUACCAAGUUCUUCAAACACUGACACUGCCACUGACACUGCGACUACCGCUGCACUCCACUAGCACUUGACACAGCAUAAGCACAUUUACACUAGAAUAAAGUCAACCAAAUUCCUCGAACCUUCUUUUUCAAUUCCUUCCUCUUCCCCAUUUUGCAUCGCAUUUCCCAUACAACCACAUCCAUCAUGUCCAAAUUCUUCUCCCAGGCCGACGUGGCGUCGCAUAACAAAGCUGACGAUCUCUACGUGAUCAUUGACGAAGAUGUCUACGACCUCACCAAGUUCGCAGACGAGCACCCAGGUAUGCUGCUCUCUGCCUCAAUUUGCCACCAACCAUACUAAUCAUAUCCUUUUCACAGGUGGAAAGAAGAUCCUCACCCGAGUCGCCGGCAAAGAAGCCAGCAAACAAUUCUGGAAAUACCAUAACGAGGGCAUCCUCAAGAAAUACAAGGCGAAAUUGCAGGUCGGAUCGCUGGAUACCAAGAAGAAGGCUGCUGCUCCACCACCACCACCUCCAACAGAGGCUGUGAAGCCCAAGGCUGAGAGCGGUACAGUGGCAGCUGUGCCUGGAAAGGGUGCAAAGCAGGUAGUCGACAACACGGAUGCCGAGGUUUUGGAGCCAUAUGGUGACUUGAUCCCAUUCGCGGAUCCAAGUUGGUACCAAGGUGUAUGUUGACCCUCUUUCCCAAUUGCUACUAGCUGAGAGCUAACGAUAUGAAUCUUAGUUCCACUCUCCAUACUUCAACGAAACACAUGCCGCUCUCCGUGAGGAAGUCCGCGAAUGGAUCACUGAGAAGGUUGAGCCUUUUGUUGCGGAAUGGGAUGAAGCAAAGAAAGUCCCAGACGAGAUCUACAAGGAGAUGGGUACUCGUGGUUACCUUGCUGGGUUGAUGGGCAUGCAUUACCCAACUCAAUAUACCGAUAACAGAAUCAAGAGUGUACCACCAGAGAAGUGGGAUUUGUUCCACGAGAUGUUGGUCACUGACGAAUUAUCCCGUGCCGCCAGUGGUGGGUUCGUCUGGAACGUCAUCGGAGGUUUCGGUAUUGGAUGCCCUCCUCUUGUCAAGUUCGGUAAGAAAGAGGUUGUCAAGAGAGUCCUACCCGGCAUCCUGAACGGUGAUAAGCGAAUUUGUUUGGCCAUUACUGAGCCGGAUGCUGGUAGUGAUGUUGCCAAUCUUACUUGCGAGGCCAAGUUGACCGAGGAUGGUAAACAUUAUAUCGUCAAUGGUGAGAAGAAAUGGAUCACGAAUGGUAUCUGGUCCGAUUACUUCACCACCGCUGUACGAACUGGUACUCCAGAGAGCGGAAUGAAUGGAAUCAGUGUUCUUCUCAUUGAGAGAAGUAUGGGUGGUGUCAGCACCAGAAAGAUGGACUGCCAGGGUGUCUGGUCUAGUGGAACAACAUACAUCACAUUCGAAGAUGUUAAGGUUCCAGUGGAGAACUUGAUUGGAAAGGAGAACCAAGGUUUCAAAGGUAUUUCCCCCAGCUUCCCAACAACCAUUCCCUUCCUCUUUCAUCUUGAAUUAAAACUAACAUACACCCAGUCAUAAUGACCAACUUCAACCACGAGCGUAUCGGCAUCAUCAUCCAAUGCCUCCGCUUCUCCCGAGUCUGCUACGAGGAAUCCAUCAAAUACGCCCACAAGCGCCGAACCUUCGGCAAGAAACUCAUCGAGCACCCCGUAAUCCGCCUCAAACUCGCCCACAUGGCCCGUCAAAUCGAAGCCUCAUACUCCUGGCUCGAAUCCCUGAUCCACCAAAUCUCCCACAUGCCCGAGCAAAUGGCCAUGUUGCGACUCGGUGGACCCAUCGCCGGCCUCAAAGCUCAAGCAACGGUGACCUUCGAGUUUUGUGCCAGAGAGGCGAGUCAGAUCUUUGGUGGCUUGAGUUAUAGUCGUGGUGGACAGGGUGGGAAGGUCGAGAGACUUUAUAGAGAUGUGAGGGCUUAUGCUAUUCCUGGAGGAAGUGAGGAGAUUAUGUUGGAUUUGAGUAUUCGGCAGAGUUUGAGGGUGGGGAAAGUUAUGGGGAUGAAGUUGUAG